Messenger RNA from Cherax quadricarinatus, 1639 nucleotides. The record is from RefSeq and is a predicted model, not a curated record. NCBI's taxonomy places the organism in Eukaryota, Metazoa, Arthropoda, Malacostraca, Decapoda, Parastacidae.
AGAAUUCGGUGUACAAACUUCACCGGUGUUGGCGGAGUGAAGAUGUGUUUGUUCAGGGAGUAAGGCGCUUGGCUCUGCAGGUGUUUAGACCUGUGGUCCACUUUAUAUAAGUUAGAAAUUUCAUAUUUCCACUUCUUUUUCCUCAGAAAGGAAACUUUGUUAACAUUUUCAUUCCCAUACAGAUUUGGGCAAUAUUUUUUUUUUUCACGGACUCCUGGGAGGUAGGACUCAUUAAAGCGUCAGCUUUGGUUGCCUUGAAUGACACCAACACCACCAAGAAUUACUAUCAAGAAAACGUUUAACUGUCAGUGGACACAAACUCUAAGAAGGAAAAGAAAAACGUGUAUAGGAUGGACGGAAAGCGGAAAGCAGAAUACUUAACCGUGGCUGUCCAGGCCAAGAAACCUAGACAUGAAAUGGUCAUACACUCCGGAGAUAAAGGGAGUCUCGUUCAAAGUGGACCUCCAAGAACUAGUGGACUUAUGUCUCCCAUCAUGCAGCUUUCUGGCCACCAGGGAGACAUUUUGUGUGGUAAAUUCCAUCCUGAAGGAGAGGUUGUUGCUACUGCUGGCAUGGACAGGCAAAUACUUUUUUGGAAUGUGUAUGGAGACUGUGAUAAUUUUGGAAUGCUGACGGGCCACACAAAUGCCAUCACAGAUAUGCAUUUCUCUACUGAUGGAACAGUUCUGUACACAGCAUCAGCAGACAAAACAGUCAUGUGCUGGGAUACUACUAGUGGCACACGAGUUAAGAAGCUGAAAGGACACAGCAGUUUUGUUAAUUGUGUGCAUAGUGCACGACGUGGUCCAAGUCUUGUUGUGAGUGGUGGAGAUGACUGUACUGUCUUAAUCUGGGAUGUGCGAAAAAAACGACCUGCUACAACACUUCAGAACACAUUCCAGGUAACAGCUGUGACUUUCAAUGACACAUCAGAGCAAGUCAUCUCUGGAGGUAUUGAUAAUGAUAUGAAGGUGUGGGAUUUGCGGAAAAAUGGUUUGCUAUACCGGAUGCGUGGACAUAAUGAUACUGUGACUGGGCUCAGUCUUUCUCCAGAUGGCUCUUAUGUUCUUUCUAAUGCCAUGGACAAUACUGUCAGAAUAUGGGAUGUACGGCCAUUUGCUCCACAGGAACGCUGUGUCAAGAUCUUUCAAGGGCACCAGCACAACUUUGAAAAUAUCUUACUACGCUGUUCUUGGUCACCUGAUGGACGUCGUGUGGCAGCUGGAUCCUCUGAUCGCCAUGCUUACAUAUGGGAUACCACUACCAGGCAUAUACUUUACAAGCUACCAGGACACAAUGGAUCAGUUAAUACUGUCGAAUUUCAUCCCAAAGAACCAAUAAUUAUGUCUGUAUCAAAUGACAAACAGAUCUUCAUAGGAGAAAUUGAAUAGAACUAGACUUACAAUGUCUUGUAUGUCAAGAUUUGGGUACACCGAGUAAACAGUGUUAGUGAGUAAGAGGUUGAGAAACUGAAGGUCCUAUUUCUUAGUUAAAGAGGAGAGGGUGAGAAGCACCCUAUUAUUUGAUAACUGUGUGUGUACAUUUUGAUAUUAUGAAAACUAAUGAAAUUACAAUACAAAAACGUUUGUUAAAAAUAAUGUUUGUUAUUGUAGCUAAAAUACUAAAUUUUCAUAGAAAG